UUUUUGGGACUUCCCCAAAUUGGUGGCUUUUAGAGGUGGAGCUUGGAUGUGUCUUUGAUUUGGGGAAGCUGUUGACCAGGAGAGGUGUCAGUUGUUGUCUGGCGAGGUGCCUGAGUCACGGUCCCAAAUGCCGUCCCUGAAGCAAGCGCUGACUUGUAUAAUCCUGUGGGGUUUUGUUUUAGGCAAAGCCACCAACCGAGUUUACUUCCUUGGAAUUGUGGAAGAGUACUGGGAUUAUGCUCCGACCGGGAUGGAUCUGAUCACAGGGGAAAACCUGACAGAGAAUGAAGAAGCCAUUAAAUUUGCGGAAAGAAGUGCUAACAGGAUAGGCCUUGUUUACAAAAAGGCCAUUUUCAGACAAUACACAGAUGAGACCUUCUCUCAGGAAAUCGCCAAACCAUCUUGGCUGGGUUUUCUCGGACCAGUGCUGAGAGCUGAGGAAAGAGAUACGUUCAUAAUUCACAUGAAGAACUUUGCGUCUCGGCCUUAUUCCGUGCAUCCACACGGAGUAUUUUAUAAGAAAGAUUCUGAAGGAGCCCUCUACCCUGAUGGCACGGGGGGCAAAAGUAAAGAGGAUGAUUUUGUACUGCCUGGUGGCAGUUAUACCUAUGUGUGGCCUGUGACAGAUGAUUUUGCUCCGACUGAGGCAGACGCCAGGUGUCUGACCUGGAUUUAUCAUUCACACAUCGACACACAGAAAGAUAUCAACUCUGGGUUAAUCGGACCACUGGUGGUUUGCAAGGAAGGUUCAUUAGACAGUGCCUCCGUACCAGUAGCCGGCAUGCCUAAGGACUUUGCUGUGAUGUUCAGCUUUACGGAUGAAAAUCUCAGCUGGUACUUGGAUGAAAAUAUAAACACGUUCUGCUUAGAUCCAACCACUGUUGAUAAAGAUGAUAAAGAUUUCCAGUUUAGUAAUAUGAUGGCCGGAAUUAAUGGCUAUUUCUACGGAAACCUUCCUGGCCUGGAGAUGUGUGCUGGGGAACGGGUGUCCUGGCAUAUGUUUGGGAUGGGGUCUGAGACGGACAUUCAUUCUAUCCAGUUCUUUGGCCACACCUUGCUUAAUCUGGGACACCGGGCAGAUGUUGUCAGCCUGUUUCCAGCCACGUUUGUUACAGCAGAAAUGUUGGCGGAGAAUGUUGGGACGUGGCUUAUAGCCUGCCACAUCAAUGAUCACUUACAACAUGGUUUGCUUGGGUUAUACAAUGUCAAGGAAUGUGACCAAAAUAAAACCAUGCCGGUACAGGAAAGUCAGGAGAGAAGAUACUUCAUUGCUGCUGAAAUGAUUCUGUGGGAUUAUGGACCUGAUGGGAUUGAUGCAUUCACAGGGAAACCUUUAAAUGCCACAGACAGUGAUUCAGCACCUUUCUUUACACAAGGAGAUGUACGAAUAGGAGGUCGCUAUUGGAAAGUUCACUAUGUUCUGUACACGGAUGGAAAGUUUGCCACGAGAAAGGAACAAUCUGAAUCUGCCGCCCAUCUUGGCAUACUUGGCCCAGUUAUCAAAGCUGAGGUUGGAGAUACAAUUUUGGUUACUUUUGCCAACAAGGCAGACCGGGAUUUCAGCAUGAUGCCACAUGGCGUGGCCUUCGGCAAGUCAUCAGAAGGAUUCCCUUAUUCAGAUGGCUAUGAGAAGCCAGGAGCCUAUGUUAAACCCGGUGAGACCUUUAUAUACGAGUGGGACGUUCCAGAAACCGUUGGCCCAACAGACAGCGAUCCACCAUGUCUCACUUACCUAUAUUAUUCAGCAACUGAUUCUGUGAGGGACACCCAGUCUGGCCUUGUGGGGCCCCUACUCAUUUGUAAGAAGGGUACCCUGGAGCCUGAUGGGAAACAGAAAGGGAUAGAUAAAGAAUUCUAUCUGCUGUUUACCAUCUUCGAUGAGAAUAUGAGCCACUAUAUUGACACAAACAUUGAUACAUUUACCGGUGAUCCAUCUAAGGUUGAUAAGAAAGAUGAGGAUUUCCAGGAAUCCAACCAAAUGCACUCUGUCAAUGGGUACCUCUUUGGUAACUUGCCUGGCCUCACGAUGUGCAAGAAUGACAACGUUUCUUGGCAUAUGAUUGGACUAGGUUCAGUGGCAAACAUGCAUGGUGUUCAUUUCCAAGGGAACACCAUUCACUUGGGGGGCAGAAUCAGGGAUACUCUCGCUUUGUUUCCGCACACGUCAAUGACGGCACUGAUGCAGCCAGACCGAGCAGGUACUUUCCAGGUGGUUUGCACAACGUUUGACCACUUUACGGGUGGGAUGAAGCAUCUGUAUGAAGUUGAAGCCUGUAACAAGGCCGCCGAAGACAGAAGGUGGUACGGAACCAUCAGAACGCAUUACAUUGCUGCAGAAGAAGUAGAAUGGGAUUAUGCUCCUAACAAGUCCUGGGCGGAGAAGAAGGAGAAUUCCAUGAGCAAAGAGGAAAGUUAUGGGCAUGUAUUUGUGAGCCAAGGUGAAGAUCGCAUAGGUUCAAAGUAUAAGAAGGUGGUUUACAGAGCCUACAAAAGUGGGGAUUUUUUGGAGCAUAAGAAGAGGACCGCGAGGGAGCAACAUCUACAAAUCCUUGGGCCCUUGAUUCGUGCUGAGGUUGGAGACACAAUACUGAUCUUAUUUAAGAAUAAAGCUAGCAGGCCUUACUCAGUCACAGCACACGGCAUAGAAGACACAACAAAUGGCGAAGAAGCACACGUCACUAUGCCAGGAGAAAUAAGCAUUUACCAAUGGAAUGUUCCAGAAAGGUCAGGUCCUGGCAUCAGCGAUCCUAAUUGUAUCACAUGGGUUUACUACUCAACAGCGAAUGUUGUAAAGGAUAUGAGCAGUGGUUUAAUUGGGCCACUUAUAAUUUGCAGAAAAGGAGUGUUGAAUGCAGAGGGUUUAAGGAAAGACAUAGAUCGCGAGUUUGUUCUUCUGUUCACGGUCUUUGAUGAAAACGAGUCCUGGUACUUGAAAGGAAACGUUGAGAAAUAUCUACGCAAGAAUCCAAAGGAAUUCAAUCACACCGCUGAUUUUGUGGAAGGAAACAAGAUGCAUGCAAUCAACGGAAAGAUCUUCUACAACCUCCCAGGGUUAAUCAUGAAGGAAGGGGAAAACACGAACUGGUAUUUAAUUGGAAUUGGAAAUGAAAUUGACAUUCACACUGCCCAUUUCCACGGAGAGUCCUUCCUCCUCAAGACCGAGCAUGAACACAGAGGGGAUGUGUACAACCUUUUCCCAGGGACCUUCCAGACUUUGGAACUUGUGGCCUUUAAUCCUGGGACGUGGCUUUUACAUUGCCACGUGCUUAACCACGUCCACGCUGGGAUGGAAGUAACCUACACUAUCAUCAGCUCUGAUCAUCUGGACACAACCACAAUGGAUGAUACAUUCAAUGUCAGUGGUGGGACUAUUGCUCAAGGUAAUGGCAGAGGAAGAAUAGAUUUUUUUGGAAAACGUUUGAACCAACAAGAGGCAAGCUUGGUUCUGAAAGCUCUUUUUGCCACCGGCCUUGUUCUUUUGACUACCCUCCUAAUCCUAAUGGUUCUUGCUGCUUGUCAGAAAAAUAAGACCAAAUAUACAGCAAUUGGACAGAAAUGUGAUCUCCCAAUGGAAUCUCUCUAAUCAGGCACUUGGCUGUACAGAGGAUUUCAUUCAGUGUGCCUGUUACGUUGUUGGUAUUGGCACUAAUGAAGGGGCCUCAGCCGUCAGCCACGUGUCUUGAAGUGCGCAACGUAAGAAACUACGACGGGGACUUUGUGCAUCGUUCAAAAGUGGGUAGGCCUAAAAAGACAGUGACAAAUACUGAAUGCAAGUUUGUUUUGCCUCCAGUUCAAAUUGUCAUGGGAUAAGGGCAGUGGUGGGAUUCAAAUAAUUUAACAACCGGUUCCGGUGGUGGGAUUCAAAUAAUUUAACAACUGGUUGUUUACAAGCACUAUUUUAACAACCGGUUCUGGCGAAGUGGUGUGAAUCUGCUGAAUCCCACCACUGGAUAAGGGGAAUUGCUACAAUGACAUCUUACGAAUCCAAACAAAUGCUAUGGGAUUACAGAUAACAACUGAGGGCACAGAAAGUCAUGUUCCCUACCCUACACAGCGCUGACUCAGGUUUCUUCCACACCUGACUUAAUUGCAGCUGCUUUAGAACUGAACUACAUACUUCACACAAGAGUUGUGUGAUUAGAAUCACUCAGGGUUUUUGUUGUUGAUGAUGAUGUUCUUGUUUUAAAUUAGCAGGACUACUGCCUUAAAUAUCAGGGCCAAGUUUCAGGGAGGGAAGGAGUGUUUAACCUUCUCCUCCCCCACCUAUUCUAUAGCCCAUCUGAAGCUGCAGUUAGGUUUACAGGAAGAAAAAGAUAGAUGCAGACUCACGGCCGCUCUCCAAUGCAUCUGUUUUUAAUUUGCUUAUUUAAAAAACACAAGCGAUUUUUAUCACUCGUAGUUAUGGACCUUGCUUACACCUAUAUAACUGAAUGGCUGUUGUAGAUUUCUGUGUAAGAAAGGAAAAGUGUAUACGUUCUCUUUCCAGGAUAAGAUGUGGAACUACACCCAGCAGUCUAGUACAGCCAAGUUCCAGAAGCUGAAUCCUAGCUAAUUCUUACAUACAAAUAUUAUAAGCUUCUCUCAGGUUAUAGAUACGCAGUUCGGUAUAGCCAUAUCUAAAUCAGGUACUGUAAUAGUGCUCAUUUUGCCUCACAAACUUGAUUCACGCACGGCAGAGAAUGAGUGCAGAAUCUCACUGCUGGGCCGGACGACCUGUACCAAUAUCAGAGCAAAAGUGGAGGAUCACAUUUUAGAAUGCCAUCCUAUGCUUUAAACUUCUUGCAAACAGGAAAUUUGUACAAGGAGUGGUAGGACCUUUCUCUCCACAGUUCUACUUUUCUUCUGGCAGAGGGUGUCGCCCCCCCCCCCCCAAAAAUGUGAAGGAACAUUUAAAGCUGGAAUCCACCACCCGCACGUUGAAGAAAUGGUAUUGUCCAUUGACUACCUCAGAGUUCUGCCACUUCAUUCUCCUCAAGCGUGAAUCGAGUCUUAUUUAAGAGGAAGGGUGAGGGUAAUGGGUUGGGUCGCAUAUUAGAUUUGCACCUGGGAAGUAUCGUCCACUCAUAAUUGUGCCUUGAGUUGGCGGAGAUACGAUGGGAUAGAAAUGUUACAAAUAAAUGACUCACUAAGCAGCCUUGGGAAAGUCCUCUUUUUGUACUGCAACCCUAAGAAAUCAUAAAGAGCUUGCUGGGAUAUUCCCAAA
Messenger RNA from Sphaerodactylus townsendi, 5203 nucleotides. It is a transcript of the gene HEPHL1, whose product is annotated as hephaestin like 1. The transcript is spliced from 20 exons. Gene Ontology annotation, biological process: iron ion transport. Gene Ontology annotation, molecular function: copper ion binding; ferroxidase activity. The record is from RefSeq and is a predicted model, not a curated record. NCBI's taxonomy places the organism in Eukaryota, Metazoa, Chordata, Lepidosauria, Squamata, Sphaerodactylidae. The coding region runs from base 128 to 3583 and encodes 1151 amino acids. Gene Ontology annotation, cellular component: plasma membrane.